Adineta steineri is the source of this 825-nucleotide messenger RNA. Lineage: Eukaryota; Metazoa; Rotifera; Eurotatoria; Adinetida; Adinetidae. The record is from the annotation of a GenBank genome assembly.
AUGACAACAGAAAUUGAUAUCACAUCAUCAAAUAUACAAAUUCCAGUUGGUAGGGAAAAACGACGAUUAUGUAUGAUAAUCAAAAUUAUUCUGAUCUUAUUAAUGAUUGCAGUAACUGUGAUUCCGUCAGUGAUUGUUUUAAUACUAAAAACAGGUACGACAACUGAAACUAUGAUGAAUAUGACUGUAUCAUUUAUAACGACAGUAUCAACUGACAUAACAACAAUUUCAAAAACGACAACGACAUCAGUGACAAAACCAAUUGUGUUGCAAAUCUUUCGACGAACAAACGAAGUCGUCUAUGCAAUAUGGAAUACAAUUGCAGGCGGUGAUAGUUCACCAUCUUCACCCGGCCAAAAUACAGGUACAUAUUGGCCUAGUGAACCACCUGAAGCUGCAUUAGAUGGUAAUUUAAGUUCAGAAUAUACCAAUCAUGGGAUUUGUAGUGGAUCUAGUCCAUUAUACGAUAUAUGCGGAAUAAAAACUGGUUUUUAUAUAACAUUCAAAAGUAAACCGUUCAUUCUCGUGCAGUUUCGUAUAGCUACAAACAAAGAUUCUCAACUUCGAGAUCCAAACACAAUUACAAUUGAAGGUAGUAACAAUAAAGAAUCGGAUUUAGUUUUUGGAAAAAGUUGGACUUUGAUUUAUGAUGAUGAUGCAGGUGUCAUGAGAAAUCCAAGAAGACAAGCGUAUGGUGGUAUACAAACAAUACUCAAUAAUUCUUUGUCGUUUGCAAGCUAUCGUAUUCUCAUUACUUCAAAAAGAGGAAAACAUAAUUGUGUUUCUUACUCAGAAUUUGAGAUGAUAGGACGAUUUCCCGAAUGA